AGGAAGUCGAGAGGCGCUUCAAGCCCUAUUGCCUUGCGAGGCUGCGUGUCAGCUACUGCGCACAGCUGCCCACUUCACCUUGGACCUCCCGGGUUUCCCUUGCACUGCCGGAUCAGCGAUCACCAGAAGAGUAGCCGGAGCGCGACGGAGCAGUGAGAGGGAGUCUCCGGAGGAUGAUUUUGCUUCUUCGAUUCUGUGGCCCUGCUUUCUGGCUGCUAUAGCUGUCCUCCUGUCUCUUUCUAACUUCCCAACUCUCUGCGACACUGCCUCUCUCUCCCUUUCCAUUUCGAGCGCUUGGUCAGCUCCUCUUUUGAGAUGUGCUGUGUUCUGCAACUCUUCCGUGUCUAAUAGUUUACCAAAAUGCAAAGAAGCAAAUAAGUACCCAAAAGCCGAUAAUCGAGCUUUAUAUUUGUUGCUGAAUGGAAAAGCAAUUCUUGCGAACAGAUCAAACAGCACAGAAUGCACACAGAAACACCUCUGCUACUGGCAUGUUGUUUCCCUUCAAUUCCGUAUGAAGAAGUUGUUGGAAAGCAUGUGUUGAAGAAAAGUGAUGGGUUUCAAGUUAAUGAUACUUGCACUAAGCUGAGGAGGAAGGAAACACCAGAAGCUUUAUAGUAAAUUGUAAAUCUCAGUUGUGUCAAUCUGCAGUCUUUAUCUCCAUGAAGCUUACAUGUUUGAGCAAAGGAAUGGGUUUUCAUUUCCCUCCAUGUCACAUAUUUAAUAUAUGUGGGUUUCAGAUAUUACUUGAUUGCCCUUUGGAUCUCUCAAGCCUCACAAUCUUCUCGCCUAUUCCCACUGAUUCUUGUACUCUGCCGGAUGAUGAAACUUCCAAUUGUUCAAAUGAUUUAGAGUCCAUGGACCGAAAGAGGCAGAAAAUUGAAAAGCCUCUUAAUGCAAAUGAUCUAAUAAAGGCUGAGCCUUGGUUCAAGACUGUUACGAACUUGCACCUGUGGGACAUUUCUUUUAUUGAUAUUGUAUUGAUCUCAAGUCCAGAGGGCCUGCUUGGGUUGCCAUUUCUUACUCGAACUAAGGGUUUCUCUGCUAAGGUAUAUGUGACUGAAGCAACAUCAAGAAUUGGGCAGCUUAUGAUGGAGGAUCUUAUUUCAAUGCAACAAGAAUUCAGGCAAUUUUAUGGACCUGAGGGCUCUUGUUUUCCUCAAUGGAUGAAGUGGGAGGAGCUUGAAGUGCUUCCAUCUUCAUUGAGAGAGAGAGCAUUAGGCAAAGAUGGGUCAGAGUUAGGUGGUUGGAUGCCUUUGUACAGUGCAGCUGAUGUGAAGGAUUGCAUCCAAAAGGUUCAAGCUCUUAAAUAUUCUGAAGAAACCUGCUACAAUGGGGCAUUGGUCAUAAGUGCAGCCAGCUCUGGUUUAGAAAUAGGCACAUGCAAUUGGUUGAUUAAUUCUCCAAAAGGAAAUAUUGCAUGUCUUUCAAGCUCCAUUUUGGUUUCUGCUCUUGCAAUGAGUUUUGAUUACCAUGCUGUUCAAGGAAAUGAUCUUAUCUUGUACUCAGAUGUUUCGUUUCUAAAUGUCUCUGGAGGGAUUGGGGAUGAUGAGAAUUGUGCUGCUUGUAACAAUUUCUCAAAUCUCAGUGUUGAUACUGAUGACAUGGAAGCAUUGAAUGAAUUUUUGCUUGGUACUGAUGAUAGCUUGGAGGAAAUUGAGAAACUAGCAUUUAUAUGCUCCUGCAUAAUAGAGUCUAUUAAAGCUGGAGGUUCGGUUGUUAUUCCCAUUGGUCGGCUUGGAAUUGUUCUGCAGCUUUUGGAGCUGAUAUCAAUUUCCCUUGAAUCUUCACAUCUGAAGGUUCCCAUGUUUAUUAUCUCUUCUGUAGCAGAAGAAUUACUGGCAUAUACAAAUGUCAUACCAGAAUGGCUAUGCAAGCAACGGCAGGAAAAGUUAUAUUCUGGUGAACCAUUGUUUGCGCAUGUAGAGCUCAUAAAAGAGAAAAGGCUUCAUUUGUUUCCUGCAGUUCAUUCUCCUAAGCUGUUAACACUAUGGCAGGAACCUUGCAUAGUAUUUUCUCCUCAUUGGAGUCUGCGGCUUGGUCCAGCUGUUCAUUUGCUUCGACAUUGGUGUGGGGAUCACAACUCAUUACUUGUUAUGGAGGAAGGUGUGGAUGCUGAUUUAGCUCUUUUGCCUUUCAAGCCAAUGGCAAUGAAGGUUCUUCAGUGUUCAUUUCUUUCUGGAAUAAAGUUGCACAAAGUUCAGCCUUUGUUGAAAAUAUUGCAGGCAAAAUUUAUUGUGAUGCCUGAAGACUUGGGGCAACGAAUUGGAAUUUCAAGCACAAAUGCAUUCUCAUUGCUCUGUUUCUCUGAAAAUGAGACAUUACGCAUCCCGAGGCUCAAGGACACUGCUGAACUGGAGAUUGCAGCAGAGUUGGCUUCCCAGUUUAAUUGGAGAAGGUUGAAGGGAGAAAGCACAAACAUCACAAGAUUAAUGGGAGAUCUCUUCAUAGAUCACGGCAAAUAUCGUCUGGUCCCUGGAAAUCUGGCAGGCUCCUCUGGAAGUAAACCACUGAUUCACUGGGGUUCACUUGGUUCGAAAAGGCUCCUGCUUGCAUUAGAGAAGAUGGGUAUUCGUGGAUCUGUAAAUCCAGGUUUUGGCGAGGCUGGAUCAGAUAGUGCUUGUAUCAUACAUGUCCAUGAGCCCAAGAAGGCUACAAUAGAAAUCCAAGAAACAAGGACUAUUAUCAGCGCAGCUGAUGAGAAUUUUGCUUCCCUUAUAUUUGAAGCUGUGGAUGGCGUCUUGAAUGGCAUAUAAAAGAGGCAGUGCUCCUGUGUAUUUGUUUAAUUAUUCUUGUCUGUAAAUUAUUCAAAUCUACCCUCAGAAACCCACUUCUCGGUAAAUUGAACUCAAUAGUUCCAAAUAUUACAGCACAAGAACACUUUAUUCUAUUUUCAAUUAAUUAAUUAAUUUACUUUGGUUUCAAAUUUAAAA
Messenger RNA from Malania oleifera, 2930 nucleotides. RefSeq lists its product as uncharacterized. NCBI's taxonomy places the organism in Eukaryota, Viridiplantae, Streptophyta, Magnoliopsida, Santalales, Ximeniaceae. Gene Ontology annotation, biological process: snRNA processing. The coding region runs from base 660 to 2753 and encodes 697 amino acids. Gene Ontology annotation, cellular component: integrator complex. The record is from RefSeq and is a predicted model, not a curated record. The transcript is spliced from 13 exons.